AUGCUGCAGUUGGAUGUGCUCGCUGCCGGCCAUCUGCCCAUCAUUUUCGCAAUGUUCUUCACUCUCAUGCUUAGUUCAACGUAUGUAUUCGCCGUCUGGCAUGGCGAUGUGGAUCCUGUUUUCCCAUACAUAUCAUCAUCUGGAGAUCAUCGACCGGAAUCAUGCUUUUUCGGCAUGAUGCUCAAUCUGUGCUCCUUUAUGACAAUGCUCAUCGUGCAUUUGAGGUCAUUUCACGUUCAGUAUUUUGAUCCAAAAAUCAUCAAUGACUGUACAUCGUUGCUUCGGAUUAUGCCGAAACUCCUACUAAAAACGAGGCCAUGCUUAAUUGCUUGUGCGGUUUUGGAAGUACGAAAGUUAGAGGGGUUAAGUUUUUAA
Molecule: messenger RNA, 375 nt
Organism: Gongylonema pulchrum
Lineage: Eukaryota; Metazoa; Nematoda; Chromadorea; Rhabditida; Gongylonematidae
Source: the annotation of a GenBank genome assembly